AUGCUUCUUCUCCGUUCUCCAUUCUUUGAUUCUUCUGUUCUUGAUCAUUUCUUGGAUGAAAUGAAUGGAUCUGUUCAAUUACCGUAUUGGAGAGAUGCUGAUCAUAAUUCAUUCAGUUUUUCGGAUACUAUUGGAGAGAUAGUGAACAACGACAACACGUUCUCCGUUCAAGUCGAUGUGUCCCAUUUCAAACCAGAAGACCUCAAAAUCCAAUUGGAUGGAAGAGAAUUGAAAAUCGAAGGAUCUCAGGAAACAAAAUCGGAUCAUGGAUUCACAAAAAGAUCCUUCUCAAAGAUGAUUCUACUUCCAGAGGAUGCUGAUUUGAGUUCCGUUAAAUCUGCCAUUUCAAAUGAGGGAAAACUUCAAAUCGAGGCUCCAAAGAAGACAAAUACUUCUCGUUCUAUCCCAUUAAUUUUGUUGCUAAACAUUGAUUUUUUUUCAUGUAUAUUUCAAUUUGUCUAG
This is a messenger RNA of Caenorhabditis briggsae, 462 nucleotides long. The transcript has 2 exons. Gene Ontology annotation, molecular function: protein folding chaperone. NCBI's taxonomy places the organism in Eukaryota, Metazoa, Nematoda, Chromadorea, Rhabditida, Rhabditidae. The record is from RefSeq and is a predicted model, not a curated record. Gene Ontology annotation, biological process: protein refolding; IRE1-mediated unfolded protein response; response to heat. Bases 1 to 462 code for a protein of 153 amino acids.